This is a messenger RNA of Amphiprion ocellaris (clown anemonefish), 2499 nucleotides long. It is a transcript of the gene simc1, whose product is annotated as SUMO interacting motifs containing 1. The transcript is spliced from 10 exons. The coding region runs from base 388 to 2478 and encodes 696 amino acids. Lineage: Eukaryota; Metazoa; Chordata; Actinopteri; Pomacentridae. The record is from RefSeq and is a predicted model, not a curated record.
GGAUACGACUAACGACUGAAGAUCAACAACCAGGAAAACCAGGAAGCAGCGCGACAACUCUCAGAAAUGCUAGAAACAAAACGAACCACGGUACUUUAUUUGUCGCAUGUAACUUAGAUUUAAAUUAGUCAUUUCCGUGAGUUAUGAAGACAUAAAAUUUGAAUCCACCGGCAGCGCUAAUAGACUGCACAUGCAGAGGCAACACCGGUGCAUGGAGCUCACACUGAACAAGGAAAUGCCGAAGGUUGCUUUACUCACCGGUGGAUACAGGUCGUGUUUUCGACCAGACGCGGUGUGGAUUUACAGUGUUUGUUUAGCACCGUGGCUGCUGUCAUGUAGUGAGGGACCACCUAGCUGUAGUUGCUGAGGCUCUACGAGUCAGUAGAAAUGGAAGACGUCAUCACUGUCAGCUCAGACGAGUCCGAUGUAGAAAUCGUCGGCUGCUACAAUAAAGUGGCCGCAGAUCCGCUGCCUCUGUCGGCGGUGCGGAUUGACGUCGGCGCCGUUAAUGUCCGGAUCCCACCGCCUUAUAUCGACCUCUCAGAUCCCCGAUGGGCUCCUCCACAGCUGAAGCUGUGCAAAAGGCAAAAUUCCUCUGGCGUGGCAGUGGUAGACUUGACUGAGAGCAAUGCAAAUGGGACAGAGCAGGAGACUGAAAAUUUGCCGCCAGAUUAUUAUCAAUAUAACAAAGAAGGUAUUAAUAUAAAUCAAAUUUCAAACAAGCAAGAUUCUAACUUGCAGAAAAACUCUUUGAGAGACUGCAGUGUUUCUGCUCCACAGCAGGACUGUGGGAAACUAAAACCAAAGCGGAGACGUAUGAAUUUUCAAACACAGCAGCAAAAGGAGAGCAGUGAAGUGGAUGCCCCCAAUAACACUCCAGCUGUAAAGUUGACACGAUUGCCUUUUCUUGAAACUCAUGUCAUGGAACUGGAAAAAUCUAAAUGUUCUGUCCAGUUAACUGAAGAUUGCACACAAAUGUCACUAUGCUUUAAACAGCAGAACAAUAACAGUGAAAGACCAGAUUGCACUAGUGAUUCACGGACAACUAUUGCAUCAGAUGCUUCUCAAAUGGAGUCUUCAUUUAAUGAGUCACCAUCACCCUCUGAACACAUACCAACUGAAGGAACACCUGAGUGGCAAUCCGACAAUGAAACAUACAGGGAGGAUAUAGGAAAUGACAGUCCAGUGUUCCUUUGGCAAGGGGGAAGUGAUGGAGAAGACCUGAAUGAAGAGAGCAGGAGCUUGGACUUCAGGGCAGUGAGUAGUGAGGACAGGCUUUUUGUGUGCCCAGUUACACUUAAGAAAUUGAUGGCUGGUUCAGCCCAAGCCCUGACAGGUGAGGAUGAUGAACUAUUUGAAACCUCAGUGGUGUUGUGCCGUCAGAGCCUUAGCCUGGUUUACAGCACUAUUGACGAGAACUACACAGAAGGCACUUUGCAGCUCCUGUCUGACCUACUACAGCCAGGUUACUAUCCCCCCAAAGAUAUCACAUCCCAUCUGCUCCGUGGCAUUCUGCUCGACCCAAAGUGUUCCUAUCACCUCUGUGUGCAGGCCUUUAAUCUGCUGAUGAGGACGCAGAGACACCAUAUGGCUGAUAAAACCACAAUUCCAUGGGAUUGGGAGUUACUGACCUCAGUCAUGUCCAGUCAGAGACAUCAGUGUGAGGUUGUGCGCAUGCUCCUAGAAUAUAUUGUGCAGACGUUGGAGGAUGACUUUCAGGCCAAAAGCUGUACAUCUGCUCUUCACCACUCCAUCGCAAAAGCAACAUUGUCAUGUGAUCAGCAGUUUCCUCGAGUCAGGGAUGUCAUCAAGUGGCUGUUUUCUGCCAUUAUAAAAUCUACAGAGCUUGAAGAGAGUAAAGAAGCAACCAGAGAGAGAAAUGAGCAAAUUAGAAUGGUGUCCAUCUUCCAAAGGAUGCUGUCUUUAGCUCUGGAGGUGGACCGUUCUCCUGCUCUAAACUCCGCCAAGCUGUCCCAGGAGCUCUUCGAUAUGCUCAUCAGCAAUAUGCCUCUACGAGCACACAGGAUGUUAUUGCUGGACAGCCUACAGAGCAAGCUGCUGAGAUGUAAGCUGUUGGAAUAUCUGCUGGACUACUCCUGCCCACUGAAAAUCUCCCUGCCCAUGUCGCUCAGUCUGCUGCUUCACUUUCUGAAGAACUGCACUUUGGCACCAGACCCGACGGAUGGCGAUGACAGGUGGCAGAGGUGGGAGGAGCUGGUCCAUCUCCUCUGGAUGUUGUUGCUCAGCUAUAACAAAGCGAUGAAAGGCUACCUGUGCAGGUCCUUCGCUGAGCAAAAAGGCAGUGUUGGCACAUCAGUCUACAAGCCAGAUGACAUGGUGUGGAAGCCCGCUGUUCGUGAAGCUGUGGAGGCCUUCUUGUCCAGAUCCCAGGCUGACAUCGGCCAAGCCUUACCUCUUCAUGUGGAAGAAUCCCUAACUUAUCUACAGGAUCACCUGCUGGAUGUUUGUCAGUGUUGAAUAAAAUAAAACUGGUUCUUA